Monodelphis domestica (gray short-tailed opossum) is the source of this 4226-nucleotide messenger RNA. RefSeq lists its product as uncharacterized. The record is from RefSeq and is a predicted model, not a curated record. NCBI's taxonomy places the organism in Eukaryota, Metazoa, Chordata, Mammalia, Didelphimorphia, Didelphidae. Gene Ontology annotation, biological process: regulation of DNA-templated transcription. Gene Ontology annotation, cellular component: nucleus.
UGGGCCUGGGUGGGGCAGCCCAGGGCCGACUAGCUGGAAGCCUGAGCCCCAGCCGCCUACAUCACUUUUCUUCCUGGAAGGAAGCUACCUUUGCACAUGGAGAGGCCCAGAUGGUCUGAGGCGGGACCUGCUGGAUGCGCCCCAUCCCCCGGCCUCAUCCUCCCCCUCUGACCGCCAGGUACCCCAGGAGCACCCCUCCCUCCCGGGCGGCUCCCACCACUUCCCAAGUGCCUUGGCCCAUGGCCCGCUUUCCGACCUUGAGCCGUCACAGCCUCGGUGGCAGCGAGAGUCUUGGAGGGACUCCCUACCGUCUGGGGCCGGAGAGCCCUUGGUGCUUCUGGGAUGGGUGAGGGGAGCGGGGCAGGGGCAGGAGUAGGAGUCAGAGGGGGAAAAGUUGUCCCCGAGCCUUGCCCUCCUCUGGGCCUUCUGCCCCCUUCAUGAGCGCCCUUUUGGGACCGGUCCCUCUGGAAAUCCGUGCAGGCCGGCCCCCGCCCAGGAAGUGAAGGAAAGGGGGUCUCUCCCUCAGGACCCUCCCCCCUUCCCCGCCCAGCCCGAAGAGGACUGAGACGCGGCCCCAACUGGGAGCCUGGAAGCCGCGAGAAUGGGCCCCGGAGCCCGGAGCCCCCCGUGGCGGGAGUUACUGACAUUCAAGGAUGUGGCUGUGGACUUCACCCGGGAGGAGUGGUGCCUCUUGGACCGUUCUCAGAAAGAGCUGUACAAGGAGGUCAUGCUGGAAAACUCCCAGAACCUGCUCUCCCUGGGAAUUCCAGUUCUCAGAGAAGAUUUGAUCUCCCUUUUUGAGAAAAGGGAAGCAUCAUGGAUCCUGGAUCAAAAAGGACCAAGGAACUCCUCUCCAGGGACCAGGUUUAAAGUGAAUGAGACUGCUGUGCAACUGAGCAUUUCUGUAGAAGAAUUUUACCAGCAAAUAUUCAUGAGUGAUGGACCCUGUGACCUCAAUUUGAGAGAAGACUUUAGCUCAAAUAUCAAAAUGGUCAAAAAAAAUCAAAAUAGUCAUGAAAUUGAUAAAGAUGGAAAGAGUUUCAAACAAUCUUCAGCCUUUACUCAGUGUAAGAAAAUGACUUCAGAGAAUGAGUGUCUUCAGUAUAGUGAAAAUAAAGAAUGCUUUACUGAAAAGGCUGGGUUUAGGCAGUCUUCUGAGAAGUCUCCUCAAGUGCAAAUGUAUCAAGCUAUUCAUCAGGAAACAACCUCCAGCUUGAAUUCAGAUCUUAUUAGUUAUCAGAAAAAUUGUCCUGGAGAAAUACUUAAUAUAAAGAAUGAAGGUGGAAAGGCCCUCAGGCUGACCCCAAAGCCCAUAGACUAUCAUAACAAUCACACUUCUGAGAAACCUUAUGAAUGUAAUCAAUGUGAAAAUGUUUCUACUCCAAUAGCCUACGUUUUCAAACAUCAGAAAAUCCACAAGAAAAGAAAGAAAACAUAUGAAUGUGGUCAAUGUGGAAAGAUAUUCAAAAAGGGAUCCAAUCUUCAAGAACACCAGAGAAUUCAUACUGGAGAGAAACCUUAUAAAUGUAAUCAAUGUGGAAAGACUUUCAGAACAAGAUCCAGCCACACUGUACAUUAUAGAAUCCACACUGGAGAGAAAACUUAUGAAUGUAGUCAAUGUGGAAAGAUGUUCCGAACGAAACAUAGUCUUCAUGAACAUAAGAUAAUUCACACUGGAGAGAAACCUUAUAAAUGUAAUCAAUGUGGUAAGACUUAUAGACAGAGCUCCAGUCUUUAUCUUCAUCAGAAAAUCCAUACUGGAGAAAAAAUUUUUGAAUGUAAUCAAUGUGGAAAAACUUUCACACAGAAGGCCACUCUUGUUAACCAUGGAAGAAUCCACACUGGAGAGAAACCUUAUGAAUGUAAUCAAUGUGGAAAGGCUUUAGCAGAUAGGACCCAUCUUGCUAACCAUGUGAGAAUCCACACUGGGGAGAAACCUUAUAAAUGUAAUCAGUGUGAAAAGGUUUUCCGACACAAAUCCAGUCUUGCUGUACAUCAAAGAAUUCACACUGGCGAGAAACCUUAUCAAUGUAAUGAAUGUGGGAAGGCUUUCACACAGAAGGCCAAUCUUUUGACACAUCAGAGAAUUCACACUGGAGAGAAGCCUUAUGAAUGUAGUCAAUGUGUAAAGAAAUUCAGAUCAAGAUCCAGUCUUCAUGAACAUCAAAGAAUGCAUACUGGGGAGAAACCUUAUAAAUGUAUUCAAUGUGGAAAGACUUUCAGACAGAGCUCUAGCCUUUAUAUUCAUCAGAGAAUCCACACUGGAGAGAAAACUUAGGAAUGUAAUCAAUGUGGAAAGGCUUUCACACAGAAUUCCAGUUCUGCAGUUUAUCAAAGAAGCCCCACUGGAGAAAAAUCUUAUUUUCAGUAAGCCCUCUCUUGCUCAAUAUCAGAAAACCCACACUGGAGAGAAAUCUUAGAAAUGUAAUCAAUGUAGCAAAGCCGUUAAGAAAAAAUCUUCCCUUAUUUCCCAUCAGAGAAUUCUCAUUAGAUAGAAAUUUUGUCACUGUAAUGAAUGAAGAAAGACAUCCAAAAGUAACAGAGAACUUGUUCAAUAUUAGAAAACUCAUUCUGAGGAAAUAUCCUAUAUUGCCUCAAUGGGAGAAGGCCUUCAAACAAGAGAUCAUCCUUUACUUUACAUCAGGAUUCAGAGUGGAAAGAAGCCAUAUGAAUUUUCUCAUUGGAGACAUGAUUUUUUUUUUUUAUGGAAGAGGGAGGUUACUAGACAUCAGAAUAGCAAUGUCUUUUGUCUAUGUCAAAGCCUUUAUGUAUAGCCCAUACUUGAUUUUACAUUGGAGAAAUCCUGGAGAUAAAACUUAUGUAUCUCAGUAAUGAGGGAAGGCCUCUUUCAGCACUGUAGAUGUUGUUAGACACUCAAUUUCAUAAACUCCAAAGCCCUAUAAAUAUAAUGAAAUUUUCUUGGAAAUCCCAGUAUUUGUCAUUACAAGGAUUGGAGAAAAUCACAGAAAAUGAAAUUGGUUAUUUUCAUAACAUUUUAAAAAAACAACCCUAAAUGGAGCAAUUAGCUGGGAAAAAAUUCUUUGAGAAAACCUCCCUAAAAAAGGCUUCAUUUCUAAGCUAUAUAAAGAAUAGAUACUGAUUAUGUGUAGGCAUGUAACAUGUGGAUACUAUUCAAAAAUGUCAAAAAGUACAAACAGGCAAUUUUCAGAAGAAAAUACAAAUAAGCAAUCGUGAAAAAUAUAUUACGCAUCUGUAAUCACUAAUAGAAAGUUCUAAGACUGGUAAGUGUGAUAAAAUGGUAAUCAAAUAUUGGGGGGGAAAGAAAGCCAUGUUUCUCAAUUGGGUAUUUAGUACACACAUUUUAUGGGUUUUUUCCCUUCUCCUCCAAGAGAGAUGCAGCAUGUCAGAAGGACAGAAAAUGUUCAUUUAAAAAUGAAAUUUAAGCUAACCAGGAAAAAAGCUCCAAAUCCCUAAUUAAAUAAAUGCAAUUAAAUCAGUUCUCAUUUUCCACCUCACACUCAUGUAACUGGCAAAGACAAUAAGAAAAUAUCCAGUGUUGGAAGAAUUAUGGAAAAAUACGCACAUGGGUUAAUUUAUUGUUUGUGAAACUAUGGAAACUAAGGUGUGAUCACCACUAAGUGAUGGUGAAAUAAAUUGUUAUAGGAAUGGAAUGGGACACCAAUACGCCAAACACGUAAUUUCAGUGAAACCUGGAAAGAGCUAUAUAAACUAACCGUCUACAGGAAGCAGAAUCAAAGGACUAAUUGAUAACAAUAACAACUUUUUAAAGGCUGAUAAAUUAGAAAGAUGCCACAAGUCCGAUUAUUGUAAGGAGCAACCACUAUCACAGAAUUUAUCAAGAUCUGCCCUACCUGCCUCCUAAUAACAAGUGAUGGAUACAAGAUGUAGAUUAAAGUAUAUUUUGGGCCAAGUACUACACUAGUAGGCAUUUUGUUUUAAUUGGAGGUUUUCCUAACAUUUUUUCCCCCAAUUUUGAGUAUGAGCACAGCAGUUAGGGAGAUUAAGAAGAGGAAUUAAUACUCUGACCCCACUUCAAAAAAAAAGGGAUAAUUUUUAAAAUAUAUUCAGUAGAACAGGAGAAAGUGCAGAAGGAAUGAGCAUAGCUUUGAAAGUGCCAUGUUGAAUUUUUGAAUGACUGAAAGAGAAAAUCCAGCUUUGUAUGUAAAUCAUUUUUAUGGUAUAUAUAAAAAGUGUUUCUUAUAUUUCAUGUUCAUAAAUUUCAAAAUUAAAAGUAAUCAAACACU